Molecule: messenger RNA, 1341 nt
Organism: Hibiscus syriacus
Lineage: Eukaryota; Viridiplantae; Streptophyta; Magnoliopsida; Malvales; Malvaceae
Exons: 4
Coding region: 1-1341 (446 amino acids)
Biological process (GO): DNA integration
Molecular function (GO): nucleic acid binding
Source: RefSeq, a predicted model, not a curated record
AUGCAGCCGAUCCUCCCGCACCGUUCCGAAACUUCUGAGUAUCCGGUCACUGUCCCUGUCGAAGAAACACCCAGCCCUGUCCCAGCACCCAAUCAUUCUCCUACACCACGUAGUGGUCAAUGCACCAAGACCACGGCUGGACGCAUUGCGUGUCAUUACUCCAGUUCUUCCAAGUCCAGCCCAGCACCAAUACAUGAAAGGUGGAGAGCCGGUGCAGGAUUUUUAUCCAGAGUUGUUGAAAUUGUCAACAAAAUGCGGUCUUAUGGGGAGGAUAUUAAUGAUCAAACAAUUGUUGCAAAAAUUUUAAGGAGUCUCACUCCUAAGUUUGAUCAUGUAGUGGCUGCCAUAGAAGAAUCCAAAAACCUGGAAACAUUCACAUUUCAUGAGUUGAUGGGAUCAUUGCAGUCCCAUGAGGAUAGGCUGAACAGAACGGAAAAGAAGACCGAGGACAAGGCUUUUUAUGUGAGAGGGGAGGCAUUUCCCCAGAAAAAUGAACAAAAAUGGCGAGGUCAAGCAAAUUCCUGGAGAAGAUCAAAACAGGAACAAGCAAGUUAUGUAGAGCAAGAAGAUGAGAUCAAAUUGUUGAUGGAGUAUCAAGAAAUUGCAGCAAGCCAUAGCAACAUUUGGUUUCUAGACAGUGGGUGCUCGAAUCAUAUGACUGGUGUGAAGUCAUUGUUCAACGAGAUUGAUGAAACCUUCAAAAAAAAAGUAACACUUGGAGACAAUAAGCAAAUUCAAGUGGAAGAGAAGGGCAAUGUGGCAGUCAAAGGCAAUUCUAGUAAUGUGAAACUUCUCUAUGAUGUUUAUUACAUUCCAAGUCUGUCACAAAAUCUGUUGAGUGUAGGGAAACUCAUGGCUACUGGAUAUUCUAUCAUGUUCGAUAAUGCCUCAUGUGUGAUCAAAUAUAAAAAAUCAGACCAAACUAUAGUUUACGUUUGCAUAACACCAAACAAGUUAUUCCCACUUGUUAUUUCUGACGUUCAAAACUAUGCACUUGCUGUCAAAGAAACCAGUGAGUUGAGAUUAUGGCAUUUGAGUUUCAAGGUACUUGUGGAGAAGCAAACUGGAAGAUGCAUCAAGGCUCUGCUUACAGAUAGAGGCGGUGAAUUUGUAUCACAUGAAUUUAAUAGUUUUUGUGAAGAACAUGGUCUAAGAACAGAGCUGACUACUCCAUACACUCCAGAGAAGAACGGUGUUGCUGAACGAAAAAAUCGGACGGUUGUGGAAAUGGCAAGAAACAUGUUGAAAGCUAAAGGACUUCCGAAUCAAUUAUGGGCAGAAGCUGUGUCAACUGCAGUCUACUUGUUGGAUUUGUCACCAAAAAAGGGUUGUUCUCAAUAA